ACCACCGACACCGGGGUAUUCACGCCGGUUAACAACCGGAUGCGGACGUGGCCAUACAGCCACUAUGCUUCCGGUAUGCGUAUCCGCGAACGGUGAGAGCAAGGAAGGGAUUAACGGAGGCAUCUCUCCGGGGCAAGAGACCUGAGACAUAACAGAGGAAAGUACUCGGACUCGCUGCGGGCAACCUAAACUGAACCAGAACCCGGUAAAAACGGGCGUACUCAUCACGAUACUGAACCCAAUUUCAGAUUUAGGGAUGAACUCAGAAUGAAUGUCAACCAGCAACCGCACAUGGCCUCCCCGUAUGGACAGCUUCCACCUGGGUACCAGGGAUAUCCCCAGCCAGGCUAUGGGGGACAGCAUGUGGCAGGUGGCUACCCCACCCAGUAUGCGCCUUAUAACGGUCCCACCUCCACGUACCAGCCUGGAGCUCCGCCCUCAGGAUACUCUCCUUUUUCAAGCUUUCCCUCUAAGUCUCUCCCUGCAAAUGUAGCUACUGACCUGUCCUCUUCUCAUCCUCCUCUUCUCACCUUAGGUACAGUUCAAGCACCCCUUGCUUCUGGGGCUCCCCCUGUGUCUGCCUCCCACACCUACAGUCAGUAUGGGCAGGGAGAUGUACAGAACGGCCCCCCCUCCGCUGCCAACCAGCCACAGAGGCCGCCAGUGUCUCAGCCUUAUGCCCCACCUUCGGUUACCCAGACGACGUACUCUCAGCAGUAUGGGGCUUCGGCCACGAGCACGCAACAGCUGACCAAUCAGAUGUCAGGCAUGCAGAUCGGAUCCACCCCACCUUCCGCAGUUGGCCCCGGAUACGCUCCGCCUCCCACCUCUGCCGCCUUCUCCUCGUCUAGCCCGCCUUCUUUCGUUCCUCACUCCGCCCCACCCCCCUCCUCACAGCCCCCGCCCAGUGUCACCAUGGCUCCGCCCUUCUAUGGCGGCCCGGCCCCCCCUCCAGUCUCACAGGCCCCGUUCUCCAAAGCCCCGCCUCCCCCCCAGGGUCUCCCUCCCCCACUCCAGUCCAUUUUGGGACCCCCUGUGUCCCAGCACAAUCACGUCAUGCAAGGGCCGCCCCCUGGACCUGGUAUGCAGGGACCGGCCCCAAGACAACCGGGGCUCCACAGCUACCAGCCACAGCAGAACGGUGCUUUUGGGCAGAUGGGGGGGCCCCAGCCUGCCUAUGCAGGAUCCUAUCCCGGCCAGCAGUAUCCUGGUGGUCAGCCCAUGCCCCCUGCCCCUGCCCCUGCCCCUGCCCCGCCGGCUCCAACACGGCUGGAUCCUGACUCCAUCCCUAGCCCGCAGGCAUCCGAAAUGCCACCUGUGCCAAGAACACGGCAUAGAAUAGACCCAGACGCUAUUCCUAGCCCAAUCCAGGUGAUUGAGGAUGACAAAGCCAGCAAGGGCGGUGAACCUUUCAUCACAGGGGUCAGGGGUCAGGCCCCACCUCUUGUCACCACCACUUGUCAGGUCAGGGACCAAGGGAACACCAGCCCCCGCUUCAUCCGCUGCACCGCCUACAACAUGCCCUGCACCUCAGACAUGGCCAAGCAGUCCCAGGUGCCCCUGGCCGCCGUCAUCAAACCGCUGGCCACUCUUCCCCCGGACGAGGGCCUGCCUGACCCGGUAGAGCACGGGGAGGGCGGUCCAGUGCGCUGUAACCGCUGCAAGGCCUACAUGUGCCCCUACAUGCAGUUCAUCGAGGGAGGGCGGCGGUUCCAGUGCGGAUUCUGCUCCUGCGUGACAGAAGUGCCUCCCCACUACUUCCAGCACCUGGAUCACACCGGAAAGCGUGUGGACUGCUAUGACCGGCCUGAGCUCUCCAGGGGCAGCUAUGAGUUCCUGGCCACUGUGGACUACUGCAAGAACAACAAACUGCCUAAGCCUCCAGCCUUCAUAUUCCUGAUUGACGUGUCAUACAACGCCGUCAAGGCCGGCAUGGUCAGCCUGGUCUGUCAGGAGCUGAAGACGCUGCUUGACUGCUUGCCCAGGGAGAAGGAAGACGGUGAGUCUUCUGUCAGGGUGGGCUUUGUGACCUACAACAAGGAGCUGCACUUCUACAACGUGAAGGGCUCCCUGGCGCAGCCGCAGAUGCUGGUGGUCUCAGACGUGUCCGACGCCUUCGUGCCCCUGCUGGACGGCUUCCUGGUCGGCGUGGCAGAGUCCCGGCCCGUCAUCGAGAGCUUGCUGGACCAGAUCCCAGAGAUGUUUGGAGAGACGCGGGAGACGGAGACCGUGUUCGGGCCGGUCAUUCAGGCCGGGUUGGAGGCUCUGAAGGCUGCUGACUGCGCAGGUAAGCUCUUCAUCUUCCACUCCUCCCUGCCCAUCGCUGAGGCUCCUGGGAAACUGAAGAACCGCGACGACAAGAAGCUGGUCGGCACGGACAAGGAGAAGUCCCUGUUCCAGCCCCAGGUGGGUUUCUACGGCAACCUGGCGAAAGAGUGCGUGGCGCAGGGCUGCUGUGUGGACCUCUUCCUCUUCCCUAACCAGUACAUCGACGUGGCCACACUCGCCGUGGUCCCCACCUCCACCGGCGGCUCCGUGUACAAAUACACGCACUUCCAGCCACAAACGGACAGCGAGCGGUUCCUGAAUGACCUUCGGCGAGAUGUGAAGAAGACUGUGGUCUUUGACGCGGUGUUGAGGGUGCGGACCAGCACCGGUGUCAGGGCCACAGACUUCCUUGGCUCCUUCUACAUGAGUAACACCACGGAUGUGGAGCUGGCCGGUCUGGACAGUGACAAGACGGUGACGGUCGAGUUCAAACACGACGACAAGCUGAGUGAGGAGACGGGUGCACUCAUGCAGUGCGCCGUGCUCUACACCAGCUGCGGCGGGCAGAGGCGUCUGCGCAUCCACAACCUGUCCAUCAGCUGCUGCUCCCAGCUGGCCGACCUGUACCGCCACUGCGAGACCGACACCAUCAUCAACUUCCUCGCCAAGUCCGCCUAUCGCAGCAUACUGAGCAGCCCCACGUCAGCGGUGAGGGACAGCCUGGUCAACCAAUGCGCUCAGAUCCUGGCCUGCUACCGCAAGAACUGUGCCAGCCCCUCCUCCGCCGGACAGCUGAUCCUGCCCGAGUGCAUGAAGCUCCUCCCCGUGUACCUGAACUGCGUGCUGAAGACGGACGUGCUGCGGCCCAGGGCCGAGGCCUCCCUGGAUGACCGCGCCUUCCUGCGCGAGCUGGUGGGCUGCAUGGACGUGUCUGAGAGCCACGCCUUCUUCUACCCCCGCCUGCUGCCCCUGCAGAAGCUGGACGUUGAUAGCGAGGCGUUGCCGGUGGCUAUCAGGGUGUCUGAGGAGCGGCUCUUAAGGGGCGGGCUGUACCUGCUGGAGAACGGCCAGCACCUCUUCCUGUGGGUGGGGGCGACCGCGCCCCAGGAGCUGCUCCAGAACGUGUUCGGCACCCCUGCCUUCAGCCAGGUCCACCCCGGCAUGACAUCAUUGCCAAUAUUAGAUAAUCCUUUCUCGAAGAAAUUACGAGACAUCAUCGACUCUUUCCGAGCUCAACGAUCACGAUACAUGAAGCUGAUGGUGGUGAAACAGGAGGACAGGAUGGAGCUGGUCUUCAGGCAGUUCCUGGUGGAGGACAAGAGCAGUAACGGCGGGCCGUCCUACGUGGACUUCCUGUGUCACAUGCACAAGGAGAUCCGUCAGCUGCUGAGCUAGGACCCGCCCACGCCCGUCACCUUCCAACCCCCUCCACCCUGCCUCAGCCCAGAACCAACCACAGACUGGCUUCUCCUUUGGGCUGCUGAGCUAGGACCCACCCACGCUCAUCACCCUCCAACUCCCUCUACCCUGCCUCAGUCCAGAACCAACCACAGACUGGCUUCUCCUUUGGGCUGCUGAGCUUUGACACUCCUACACCCGUCACCCCACAAAAACCACGGACUGGCUAAAUGACUAAAUGUGAAUGAACAUUCCCCCUCCCUUCCCCGCUUCUCCAAUCUGUCUGAAGGACCGGAAGAUGGAGGAUUCCUGAAUGGAUAGAUAGAACUGUCAGGUUCCUCUUCCUGUUUCUUAUGGGUUUAUUUCCUCUGCUCUGGUCAGCCAGACGUCAGUCUCGAACAAUCCAAACAUCCUGCUAUAUGUAGCUAUGUACAUAUGUAUGUAGUCUGUCUGUGUGUGUGUGUGUGUGUGUGUGUGUGUGUGUGUGUGUGUGUGUGUGUGUGUGUGUGUGUGUGUGUGUGUGUGUGUGUGUGUGUGUGUGUGUGUGCAUGAAUGUCACACUUUUGUGGUGGUGCCCCUGUCCACUGGUCACAAACCCAGGUUGAGGGUGUCCCGUUUUGUUCCUGUCUCUGAAAAGGGCUGAGUGGGGGUCCUUGGCGGAGAAUGCAGACAGGGUAAGAGGGGUGCGUUUGUGCAAACGUAUAAGCAGCACGCGUUCGACGAGACUGUGAAUUCCGACGCUUAUUGUAACCGAUGUUUUUUCAGAAACACUAGCACUGAACGAAUGAAUGAGCGAUAGUGUGAAUGAAUGAGCGAGAGUGUGAAUGAAUGAGCGAUUUAACAUACUUUCCCCAGCCCCCCAUGUCUAAAACACUGGUUCCUUGAUUGGGAGCUCAAAUCUUUUUGUAUAAAUUGAAAAAGCAAGUGAAAUUUCACUUGAAAAUGACUUUAGACCUAACAAAUAUUAAAAAUUAUAAACCUGAAAA
Conger conger (European conger) is the source of this 4652-nucleotide messenger RNA. It is a transcript of the gene sec24c, whose product is annotated as SEC24 homolog C, COPII coat complex component. Gene Ontology annotation, biological process: endoplasmic reticulum to Golgi vesicle-mediated transport; intracellular protein transport; COPII-coated vesicle cargo loading. The record is from RefSeq and is a predicted model, not a curated record. Gene Ontology annotation, molecular function: zinc ion binding; SNARE binding. The transcript is spliced from 25 exons. Lineage: Eukaryota; Metazoa; Chordata; Actinopteri; Anguilliformes; Congridae. The coding region runs from base 268 to 3663 and encodes 1131 amino acids. Gene Ontology annotation, cellular component: endoplasmic reticulum exit site; COPII vesicle coat.